Helobdella robusta is the source of this 1083-nucleotide messenger RNA. RefSeq lists its product as hypothetical. The transcript has 5 exons. The coding region runs from base 1 to 555 and encodes 184 amino acids. The record is from RefSeq and is a predicted model, not a curated record. Lineage: Eukaryota; Metazoa; Annelida; Clitellata; Rhynchobdellida; Glossiphoniidae.
AUGGUCACUGCGUUCAUCCUGUCUCACGUCGUUACUCAAUGCAACAUCGACACCGGCUGCAACUUCUCGGAGAAAGUGGAGAGCAGCACGAUGAUCCGCUUCAUCCGCCUGACCUACGUGCGUCCCUCCAACGACGACUCCAGCGACAUCAGCGCCUUCUACAGCCCCCCACCCAGCGUCAGUUACAAAACUUUCCUCCCAGCUCCGACGAAGGUGGGCAUGUGCAGGGGGUCGCCAAUCUACGAAAACCUCGGAUCCACGUGCGAUCGCGCCAAAAUGUGGUUAAGAUGCAUCGAACGGCGAAUAAUCGGCGUCGAGACAUUUUACCACCCAUUAAAUUGCAUCUGGCACAAACAAGAUGGCUGCGAGAGAACUGUGCUGAGAGGUGAGUGGACAACUUCUGGCCGAUCUAACAGACAACACAAACGAAGAAGGAAGCUGGUGCACGUUGUCAGAGUGUUCCUGGAUGGUGACUACACGGAACCUCCCUCCUAUCUGCUGCCUCCAUCACCCAUGGUCGAGGAAAUCAACGACUGCUCGUGCAACAUCUCCUAGCCGUCAUCUCCUCAUGUAGCCACAUUCCUCAUCGUCACCAUCAUUUAACCAUGUCAUCAUCAUGUGAACCAUCAUCGUCGUCAUCAUCAUCAUCAUCAUGCGAACCAUCAGUCAUCAUAAUCGCCUCUACACUUCCACGAACAAUCUAAUACCAAGUGAAUCUCUACACGAGAAAGAAUAUGGAAUAUAGUAAAUGAUUUUGACGGAUGGAUAGAUACGGAUAGCUGGAUCGAAUGAUGAAUGAACCGAUCGGUGGUUAGAAAGGAUAAUAUGAUGGAUGGACAAGCACCCACAAUUGCAUACAUAAAUUUAUGAUGAGCAAGAACAAAUGAAAUGAACAACUGAACGAAUUGAAUAGAUGGAUGAGGAGUCAAAACGUCUCUUUUCAAUAAUUUUAUCUUCCUUUAUGUCACUUCUCACGUGCGUCUUCGGAAAAGCGUUUGUUAGAAAAAUUAUCUUGCAUGAUAACGCUCAUCAUCGUCAUCGCUCACCUCCUCGUCAUCACCAACCAAAAUCCUUUUCACAAGU